AAAGACUUUGACUACUGUUCAAGGUCUUCCAGUUGAAUAUGAUCAAAAAAAAUUGCUAAAAGCAUUUAAAAAGGAAUUUGCUUGUAAUGGUACUCUUGUACAAGAUGAAGAACUUGGUCAAGUGAUUCAGCUUCAAGGGGACCAGCAAACAAAAUAG
Molecule: messenger RNA, 157 nt
Organism: Racocetra fulgida
Lineage: Eukaryota; Fungi; Glomeromycota; Glomeromycetes; Diversisporales; Gigasporaceae
Source: the annotation of a GenBank genome assembly